Messenger RNA from Coffea eugenioides, 1155 nucleotides. Its product is annotated as transcription factor bHLH30-like. Bases 214 to 909 code for a protein of 231 amino acids. Gene Ontology annotation, molecular function: protein dimerization activity; DNA-binding transcription factor activity. Gene Ontology annotation, biological process: regulation of DNA-templated transcription. NCBI's taxonomy places the organism in Eukaryota, Viridiplantae, Streptophyta, Magnoliopsida, Gentianales, Rubiaceae. The record is from RefSeq and is a predicted model, not a curated record. The transcript is spliced from 3 exons.
UCCAACUAGACAUACUAAAAGCAUCACUCAUUUUCACUUCAAAUUGGCUGAUGUCCUGAUGAAGAUAGAGCAAUCUUGGCAUCCAACUCUUACGAAAACAAUCCUUUUGUCUUGGUAACAGGAGAAAUCAUCUCUGGGAUUUUUGUGCGAUAUUUCAGAUUUACAGAAUCUUCAAACUCAGAGGCGUACCAGAAGAAGCAGUGAGAGGAGCAAAUGCAUACUUUGCCAAGUUUCUAUGAAGUUGGAAGCUGUUCAGAGUCUUACAACUUCCUUCACGAAAUUUUGAACUCAAGAGAGCAACUGCACCUUGACAAUUCAAACGUUAAUGCCAUUUCAAUGGCUGAGGCAAAAGCAGUUGCAGCAAACAAGAGCCACAGUGAAGCUGAAAGGAGAAGAAGAAAGCGUAUCAAUGGUCAUCUUGCGACACUUCGCAACCUUCUUCCCAAAACCAUCAAAGCAGACAAGGCAUCAUUGUUAGCUGAGGUUGUCCGGUGCCUAAGAGAGCUAAAGAAGUCAACAGAAGAACUCUCAGCUACAGAAGGUGAUGAUCAGUCCAACACAGCAAUGAAACUCAUGUUUCCUAGUGAAACUGAUGAACUCAAGUUAUGUUAUGAUGAUGGAGAUUCAAGGACUAUAAAGGCAACAUUAUGCUGCGAGGACCGACCGGAGAUGAUGAUAGAGUUAAAGAGGGCAUUAAACGCAGUGAAAGCUAAGGUGGUGAAGGCAGAAAUGGCAACAGUUGGGGGAAGAACAAAAACUGUGCUUUGGCUGCAAGCUUCAGAAGCUGGAGAAGAAGGGCUGGCGACAAUAAGGAGAGCACUGAAAGUGGUUGUAGACAGGUCUAUCAUGUUGUCUACUCCUGGCCAGGCUUUGCCGGGUAACAAGCGGCCUCGUCCCUAUCACUGCUGAAUAUAUGAGUUUAGGGUUUUGUAUUUUUUGAAUCUUGACGGUGCCCCCUGUUUAAAAUGGUCCAUACUAAUGUUGGGGAUGGGGACCAAUGACCCCAUGGAAAUUGAAAAGUGAGCUAAGGUGAUCAUGGAUGAGGUAGGAGAAUUUGAAGUGUCAAUUUGGUAGAAGAUUUAUCCUAGUUAUGUAUGAAUGUCAAACUCCCAGCUGGUGCUAUGAAUCUAAAAAGUAGUACUGCCUGCGCUGCGA